GUCGUUUCCGAAUCCGGCGGCUACUGCGCGCGUCUAGCCGCAGCCGCAGACCUCGGCCGGCUUCGGUGCGGCAGAGCCGAGUGCGUCACUCGGUUAGUCUCGUACCACGCAACCCCCCUGCAACCCCCCCUCCCACCGGACGCCCAGAGCGUCAUUGUAGCCAGUCAGCUGGAAUCCUCUGCUAUGGAGAGGGAUGCGGAGCGCUGCGCGGCGCGGAGGAAACGGAUGCUGGCCUCCAUCGGGAUGACGAGCCGUCACGGUUACGGGCUCAUCUUAAGCUGACUGCGAGGCCUUUCUGUAUUUCCGGGGAGCUGGAAGUUGCUCAUCGAGUCAUGCGAUGGAGAUGCAGUUUUGGGGGGGGGGAAUAGGGAACAGCGGCGGGGAGUGAAAAAUAUGGAAUAUGACAACGGAAUUUUGUCUAGGUCCCAUUGCAAACAAAGAGAGCCGUGCGAAUCGUCUGCAUUGUCCGUGAAGCGGCGUCGACAGGCGACCUUAUGUUAUGCUGCGUCGCAUCUAGAGUAAAAGGGACGCAUGCAGUGUGUUAAUGUCGAUACUGAUCCCUCCUAUACACUGUAGUGCAUCCGAUGCGGACCAAGGACCAAAACACCCUCAGCAUAUUCGUCUUCCCCCCGAGCCUUUAAUGAUGUACUGAAUAUAUUCAGCAGGUGAAUUUGACAGCGGACCGCCAUCGGAAACUAUUUGAUGGGGGGAAAUUAAGAGAUUAGAACCGGAUCGCUGUAGAAUGUCGUUCACGAUGGAAGACACUUUGGAGUCGGGCUGGGUGGCCGUCCGGCCUAAUGUUUUUGAAGAAAAGGAAAAACACAAAUUUGUUUUUAUUGUGGCUUGGAAUAAGGUGGAGGGGAAGCUCGCCAUCACCUGUCACAACAGGACCGUUCAAAGGAGGAGCAUCGUGAGGGACUCCGAGGCUGGCGUGGUCGGCUCCAUUCUGGAAAACAUACACGCGUGUUGUACGAGUCCGGUUAGGGAAAAGGCGGAAUAUACGGCGACCGACAACGAGAGCAGCGCGAAGACCCCAACGGCAGGUGCAUCGGCGGCCAUGUCAAGUCCCAUUAAAAGUAGCUGCAAAGUUACUGGACCGUCGCGGAGGGACGUGAGUUUGAACCCGCCGUCCAUCCAAGACGAUCCCGGUAACAUGGAGGACGACUAUGAAAGCGGCGCCAGAGGAGACUACAGCUGGGCCGGACUGUUUUCUUUCCAGGACUUGAGGGCAGUACACCUCCAGCUGUGCUCCAUCAACUCGGAGCUGGAGCCGUGCCUGCCCGCUUUCCCGGAGGAGCCGUCGGGGAUGUGGACCGUGCUGUUCGGGCUCCCAGAAGUCAGCCAGGCUGAGAUGGACGCCCUGUGCUGCCGGCUGCAGCUGUAUCUCGGACACGUAUUGGACACAUGCGGCUGGAAGAUCCUGUCGCCGGUGCUGUUCGCCGAGGGCGAGGAUCCGGAGGCGUAUUACGAGAGUCUGAGCGAGCUGCGGCAGGAAGGCUACGAGGAGGCGGUGCGGAGGGCCAAGGCUGCCCUGCAGGGGCUCCUGGACAGACACAGGAGCACAGAGAGCAUGGUGGAGCUGCUGGAGAUCUACCAGGCUGAGGAUGAGGCCUACUUUGCUCUAGUAGAAGCCACCACACUGCUCUACCAGUUCCUCCUACAGCCCUUCAGAGACAUGCGCGAGCUAGCCAUGCUACGGAGACAGCAGAUCAAGAUCUCCAUAGAGAAUGACUAUCUGGGCCCCCGCAGGAUUGAGAGCCUGAAGAAGGAGGACCUGGACUGGCAGAGCAAGGCCCACCAGGCUGUCCUGUCCAUUCAGGACUUCACCGUCAAGUACUUUGAGAUCACUGCCAAGGCACAGAAAGCGGUAUUCGAGCGCAUGCGUGCCGAUCAGAGGAAGUUCGGCAAGGCGGCGUGGGCGGCAGCCGUGGAGCGCAUGGAGAGGCUGCAGUGUGCCGUCUCCAAGGAGACGCUGCAGCUGAUGAGGGCCAGGGAGAUAUGCUUGGAGCAGAAGAAGCAGACUCUGAGAGAGCAGAUGCAGGCUCUGCAGGGUGGCGAGGAUGCCGUGCAUCGCCUGGACCAGCUGGAGGCCCAGUAUUACGAGCUCCAGCUGCACCUUUACGAGAUCCAGUUUGAGGUGCUCAAGUGUGAGGAGCUGCUCUUGACCACACAGCGUGAGAGCCUCCAGAGGCAGAUAACUGCUCAGCCUCCUUCUGCAAACCCCAUGCGGCACCUCAGACCGGCCUGGUCCCCGAAGGUUGAGACCAUAGGACAGGCAGAUCUGCAGGAGGAGGUAGUCUACUAUGACACCUUCGAGAGCACGGAGGCCAUGCAGGGCACUGACGACUCACUGCUCCAGCGAGAGGAGCUGCUCAAGCUGCAGCAGCGUGUAAGGCAGUUGGAGGCCAGAAGGGGGCGCAUUACUGCCAAGAAGGCCUACCUGAAGAACAAGAGGGAGAUCUGCGUCGCUAAUCACAAGCAGAAGAUGCAGCAGCGGCAGGGCAGCCAAGAGGACCACAUGUCCAGUCAGACCUUGCAGCAGCACGUGGAGCAGCAGCGGAUGGAUGAGGAGAGCCAGAGCACCAGGGUCAGCCAGGAGAGGCAGAAAACGCUGGAAGGGCUCCGCAGAUUCAAGCAGCGCUACCCAGGUCAGGUCACCCUGAAGUCGAGGCGACUGCGGCUGGCCUGCUCCCCGAAGAGGAGGCUCAGUGGCCUGAGUCGGCCCGGGAGCCUGGAGCAGCCCCAGCAGACCCUGGAAGUCAGCGUGCAGACGGAGACGGAAGGCAUGUCCCUGAGCUCUGUGCUGCCGGCGCCGCCCCAAUGCCCCACAGCACCUCCGCUAUGCGGGGCCAUGCUUCACUAUCAAACCACGGCCCCUCCCUUGACCUCAAAUGGUGGCCCGCCCGUGUCUCUCUCCCCGCUCCCUCCCUCAGCCCCCCCUCCUCCUCCGCCCCCUUUGGCGGGGGAAGAGCCCGGCGAGGGUAAGGGGGACCCCGCCAGCCUCGUCCAGCAGGACGGCGAUCCUGGGAGCGAGCCGGGAGUCCCCAGGCCUCUGGACGCUUCCUCCUCCACCUCUUGCUGCUUCUUCGACAGCAGUCAGCUGAUCGACGCCCGGAAGCGGCUGAGGAAGACACCGGUCCCGGACACGUCCCUGGGGAGGCGAGCUAGCUCCCCGAUGGACGAGGUCCUGGCCUCGCUGAAGCGCGGCAGCUUCCGCCUGCGCCGGGUGGAGCUCCGGCCCCCGCGGCCCGAACCCAGCGAGGACGACGACACCAGCAGCAUUCUGGCUCAGAUCCGCAAAGGCGUGAGGCUCAGGAGGGUCCCGCGGCCGGACGAGGCCGACCCGCUGCUCCGAAGCAUCCAGGAGGCCAUGUGUCGCAUCAAGGAAGCUUCCCCCGAGUCCGAGUCCGAGGACGAGGGGCUCCCCUGUGCUGACUGGGACAGUUAGAUGAUCCCGCCAGCGAGGAAGCAGGGCCCCCAUCUGAGAGCCAUCUCCAGGUCCUGCUCCACCCUCAUUCGGCCACACAGAAUAAUCCUUCAACACAUGCAUUGCCUCCAUCCUUGGAUGGAUUGACAUAAAAAUAUUCCUAAUCCAGGUUGUUUAUUUUUUUCAUUGUACCAAUGUUAUGUUGAUUCGAUUUUUUGCUUCAGGUCGAGAUUUAUAUCCUGUUUAUAAUAACUGUUUUGCAGGUUAUAUAUAAAUAUAUUUUGACAACAUAAGUUCUUUGUCACUCCCUCGUGCUUGUGACAAUCCGCAAAGUCUACAGAAAUGGUUACCCUGUGGACUUUAUCUAGAUAGUGGGUUUAAGCUCAUGUACAGUACGAUUCAAAUAUAAAAGUUUCUGCCUGUGGUCCUUUUUUUCUUUUGUGCAGCCAGAAUCGAGUAGCAGACAACAACAUUAGCUAAUUAGCUACCUACGUGUGGCUGUGUGGCUCAGUGAACGACUCGCACAGUUGAAUCCUAAAUGCAGUUAGCAGAAGUCUGUUUUAUGGUGUAUAUUAUGUAUAUAUUUUUGUGUUUCUGUUUCUCUUAAGCCCUUAGUAAAUAUCUCAAAGUUUAAUUAAAUUAAUAUAAGGGGAGAUUUUAUUAUCACCAAAGCACCUGUAAGAGUUUUGUGCAAUUUAGAAAAAAAAUGUCAUUGUUUGUUUAUUUAACUAAUGAAUAAUGUAACAAUAAUUUUAAUUCUUAAUAAAAUUUGACAUCUUUCCACAUGUAUGGUACGGUGGCGCAGUGGUUAGCGCUGUUUCUGUCCUGGUUCCGUUUGUGCAGUUUGCACAUCUUCACUGUGUUGUUGUGGGGUUUCCCCCCACAGUCUAAGGUGAACUGGAGUUUCCAAAUUGUGUGAAUGUGUUGCUCUGUCCUGGGUUAUUCCCUGUCUUUUCAGGAUAAGCUCUGGACUCCAAUGCCCAUGAAUAGGAUGAGUGGUUACAUAAAAUGGAUGGAUCUUUUCACCGUUAGAAAUUCAGUUGUCUUUUUCACCAUAUUGAAAUUAAAUGAAUGAUGUCUGGUGACUAUAUUGCCUUUGCUGAAUUAAUUGAUGCCGUAUUUACAAAUAUACCUCCUCCACGCUCAGCAAAUUUUUUUUUUUUGCUUUCUUUAUGAGAGCUUUCAUUUCAGCAGAUAUCACCUUUACAUAAACACGUUUUAUGCACGUUUGUAUAUAAUUUAUGAAUAUAACACCAUUGAAAAUGAAAUUUUAUGGGGAUAAAAUCAGUGGUAUAAAAAUUACUGCAGUACCUUUGCAUUCUACUUGGGCUCUGUAUCACAAAGCCAGAUUUGUUGCUUAGCCGGAUAACUUAAAAGUACCCCGGCUUAAAUGGCCUUUACCUUUGUUCACUUACAUUUAGCUCAGACUACCUUAAAUCCAAGAAGUUAUCCAGCUAAGCAUGAAAUCCUACUUUGUGUUACAGGCCAAUGGUGCAGAGAGCAGUGAGUCAAUGUUCAGAGUCUUUUCCUCAGAAUUGCAACAUCCUUCUGUUAAUAGUAUUAAAAGGCAUUUGAAUAUUCCCAGUGCUGACAUAGCUUAAACCCACACUGCACCCUCGCUCUCAAUCUAUUAUCAGUUGAUCUAUCACUAUGUGUCAUAUAUACACCUAUUUACUGUGUUAGAUUUUGGCUGGUGUUUUCUCUGAUUUCCUCAUGUUUGUAAAUACUAAAUAUUUCUGUUAUUCAGUUCUUCCAUAAAUCAAAUUGUCUCUUGAGCAUUGAAUCCUUGUCAUUUCUAGAAAAUCCUCUUUAUUUCCUCAAAUAUCUGUUCCAUGAAUGGACUUAACCAGUCACUAGGUCUGCAAUAUAUUAAAACUGCAAAAAUAUAUAUAUAUACUGUAUGUAUUUAAUGCAUUUGGAAAAAACGUAGCAACAAAACUCUCAUGCAUUUGCACAAGUUAGUAAAAGGACAAGAUUAAGUAUUUAUUGAAAAUAAGCAGGGAAAAGGUGUUUCCAGCAAUACACCUUCAAUGUAAAAUAAUUGCUUUAACAAUUAUUAUUAUUAUUAUUAUUAUUUCAUCCUGCAUUCCUAUGGUAGAAAUGUGCUUCUGAUUUUUGCUUUCUGUUUUUUCUGAUUUUUGCCCUGUUGCUUUCUGCCAAAUCUGAUUUUACUCCCCAAAGCAAAUAAAACUCAUUAAUAUGUAACCUUGAAA
Messenger RNA from Paramormyrops kingsleyae, 5640 nucleotides. Its product is annotated as junction-mediating and -regulatory protein-like. Gene Ontology annotation, cellular component: nucleus; cytoplasm. The record is from RefSeq and is a predicted model, not a curated record. NCBI's taxonomy places the organism in Eukaryota, Metazoa, Chordata, Actinopteri, Osteoglossiformes, Mormyridae. Gene Ontology annotation, biological process: 'de novo' actin filament nucleation; positive regulation of apoptotic process; intrinsic apoptotic signaling pathway by p53 class mediator. Gene Ontology annotation, molecular function: Arp2/3 complex binding; transcription coactivator activity; actin binding.